Salvelinus namaycush (lake trout) is the source of this 1899-nucleotide messenger RNA. RefSeq names its product kelch-like protein 38. The record is from RefSeq and is a predicted model, not a curated record. Gene Ontology annotation, molecular function: protein binding. Lineage: Eukaryota; Metazoa; Chordata; Actinopteri; Salmoniformes; Salmonidae. The transcript is spliced from 8 exons. Bases 95 to 1846 code for a protein of 583 amino acids.
CAGAGACAGGGAGAGAUGUCUGGGUGAAUGUCGCUGAUAGCAGAGCAGAGUGGAAGGAUAUCCUCCUCAGACGCAUUAGAAGACUGCGACAAGAAUGGACCGAUCAAAGCCACAGGUGGAGGUGUUCCACUACAGGAACAAGGAACAGUCCUCCUCCCUCCUGCUGCAGCUGAACCGUCUGAGACAGGACAGGAUCCUUACUGACGUGCUGCUCUGUUCAGAUAACACAGAGAUCCCCUGCCACCGUAACGUCCUGGCCUCUAGCAGUCCUUACUUCACAGCCAUGUUCUGUCACCACUUCAGAGAGGCAAACCAGCACAAGGUGGAUCUCAAGGGGAUCACCUCCAGCAUCCUGAGUGACAUCGUGGACUACGUCUACACAGGGCUCAUCACCAUCACCAUGGAGAUAGUGCUGCCCCUUAUGCAGGCUUCCUCCAUGCUCCAGUACACCAGGCUGUUCGAGGCCUGCUCCUCUUUCCUGCAGGAGCAGCUGAGCCCAGACAACUGUCUCAGUAUGAUCCGGCUGUCAGACAUAUUACACUGCAGCAGCCUGAAGGAAAAGGCCAGGGAGAUGGCAGUCCAGAGCUUCUCUGACGUCUCUACCUCUGAGGACCUGUGUGAGCUCUCCUUACCUGAGCUGAUGGGUUACCUGGAGGAUGACUGGCUCUGUGCCGAGGAGGAGCAGGUGUUCGAGACUUUACUGGCGUGGAUCCACCACGACCCGUUCUCCCGGCGCGGCGCCAUCUCCGACCUCUUCAGGAAGGUGCGUCUGCGUUACAUCCAUCCCACCUACCUGUUCCAGUUCAUCGCCAGCGACCCCCUCGUCCAGUCCUCCACCCUGUGCACCGAGGUCAUCGAGUCCGUCCGACGCCUCAUGUUCUCCAUCACUACCAAGUGUGGGUCGGACCUCAAGCCCCUGUGGGUGACGCCGCGGCGCUUCACCUGCCGGGAGACGCUGGUUCUAGUUGGCGGCCGCAAGAACAACGAGCAGACGUCUCGCGAAGCACUCCUGUUCGACGAGAGGACUCAGCGCUGGCAGUGGCUGGCCAAGCUGCCCUUACGACUCUAUAAGGCCUCCUACGUCUGUAUCCACAGUAUCCUGUAUGUUCUGGGAGGCCUCACCAUGAACACCAAGCACAGAGUGGUUAGCACCACUGUCUAUACGUUGUCUCUGAAGACUAACCAGUGGAGGACGACCGAGCCCAUGAUCCAGCCUCGCUUCGCCCACCAGUCUGUCUCCUACCUGCACUUUAUCUUCGUCCUGGGUGGCCUGGGGCCGGAGAAGCAGGUGUGUGACACGGUGGAAAGGUACAAUAGUAUGUUCAACCAAUGGGAGGCUAUGGUUCCCAUGCCGACGGCCGUGCUACACCCGGCGGUUGCCGCUAACGAUCAAAGGAUCUACAUGUUUGGGGGAGAGGACGCGAUGCAAAACCCUGUCAGAAUGAUACAGGUGUAUCACAUUGGCAGGAAUAUGUGGUCUAUGAUGGAGACCAGGACAGUGAAGAACGUUUCUGCACCAGCAGCUGUCAUCGAUGACAAGAUCUACAUUAUCGGAGGCUACACCAGAAGAAUGAUAGCGUACGACACCAAAGCCAACCGCUUUAUGAAGUGUGAGAACCUGAAGCAGAGGAGGAUGCAUCACGCCGUCACAGUGCUCGACGACAAACUGUACGUGACCGGAGGGCGCUUCAUCAACGGACAUGACGUCAUAGAGGACUCCGACAGCUUCGAGUGCUACGACCCGAAGACUGACGCGUGGACGACUAAAGGGACGUUGCCGUACAAGCUGUUCGACCACGGUUCUCUGUCCCUGGUGUGUGUCUCCAACACAUCGAAGCCUCCCUGAGUGUGUGUUGUGGGUGUGUGUGUGUCCCCUUCGGAUGAUACUCUGCCCCUACC